CCCGGUGACAGCAGGGAUCGGCUGUGGCGCUCCCCGCCACCCUCGUGAGGAUAAGCGGCAAAGAAAAUGGAUGGAAAAGAAGACCGUUAUGUAUCGUGUCAAAAAUCUUCAAAAGGAUGCCGAGCCAGCUGGAGGGCGCCAUGGACGCGCUGAUCGCCGUCUUCUACAACUACUCGGGCCACGACGGGGACAAGUACAAACUGAACAAGGGCGAGCUCAAGCAACUGCUGCACAGCGAGCUCACCGACUUCCUCACGUCGCAGAAGGACCCGCUGCUGGUGGAGAAGAUCAUGAGCGAUCUGGACUCCAACAAAGACAACGAGGUGGACUUUAACGAGUUUGUGGUGCUGGUGGCGGCGCUCACCGUGGCCUGCAACGACUUCUUCCAGGAGCAGAAGAAGAAGGCCAACGAGUAG
Messenger RNA from Syngnathoides biaculeatus (alligator pipefish), 416 nucleotides. It is a transcript of the gene s100z, whose product is annotated as S100 calcium binding protein Z. Bases 117 to 416 code for a protein of 99 amino acids. The transcript is spliced from 3 exons. Gene Ontology annotation, cellular component: cytoplasm. Lineage: Eukaryota; Metazoa; Chordata; Actinopteri; Syngnathiformes; Syngnathidae. Gene Ontology annotation, molecular function: calcium ion binding. The record is from RefSeq and is a predicted model, not a curated record.